Molecule: messenger RNA, 5742 nt
Organism: Acanthopagrus latus (yellowfin seabream)
Lineage: Eukaryota; Metazoa; Chordata; Actinopteri; Spariformes; Sparidae
Gene: pik3r4
Product: phosphoinositide-3-kinase, regulatory subunit 4
Exons: 21
Coding region: 398-4411 (1337 amino acids)
Biological process (GO): autophagy of peroxisome; protein targeting to vacuole; protein phosphorylation
Cellular component (GO): phosphatidylinositol 3-kinase complex, class III, type I; nucleus-vacuole junction; phosphatidylinositol 3-kinase complex, class III, type II
Molecular function (GO): protein binding; protein serine/threonine kinase activity; ATP binding
Source: RefSeq, a predicted model, not a curated record
UUUCUUGUUUCCGGUCCGACCCGGAUUCACAACAACCGCUUGAGACUGCUAACCAGCUAGCUAGCUAAGUGACUCAGGCGGCUACUUUUGUGUAUUAUUCACGGUUACGGUCCGUUUACCGCCGCGGGACGUGUCACCGGCGGCCGGGCGGGACUCUAGCGGGGCUGCUGUCGUAGCUAACCCACCGACAGACGACAUGAAGACGGUUACUCUGCGUUCAGGCUGAAGUUUGUACCACUGGCAGCAUCACUGGAAGCGGAGGGACGUCGGCUACUGUUAGCCUGCUGAAGCACACCCAGCAACAACAACAACAACAACAACAACAACAACAACAGCAGCGGUCCUGUCAGCAGCAGCAGGGACCACGUUAACAUCCGACGAGGUGUUUUGAGGCGUGAUGGGGAACCAGCUGGCGGGGAUCGCCCCCUCACAGAUCCUGUCUGUGGACAGCUACUUCUCAGACAUCCAUGACCACGAGUAUGAUAAGAGUCUGGGCAGCACCCGCUUCUUCAAGGUGGCCCGGGCUAAACACCGGGAGGGCCUGGUGGUGGUCAAAGUCUUCGCCAUCCAGGACCCGUCGCUGCCUCUGACCAGCUACAAACAGGAGCUGGAGGAGCUGAAGAUCCGACUGCACUCCUGCCAGAACUGCUUGCCCUUCCAGAAAACGUCCCUGACGGAGAAAGCCGCCAUCUUGUUCCGUCAGUAUGUCCGGGACAACCUGUACGACCGCAUCAGCACCCGGCCCUUCCUCAACAACGUAGAGAAGCGCUGGUUGGCUUUCCAGAUCCUCAACGCCGUGGAUCAGGCGCACAAAGCUGGAGUCCGCCACGGCGACAUCAAGACGGAGAACGUGAUGGUGACCAGCUGGAACUGGGUGCUGCUCACUGACUUUGCCAGCUUCAAGCCCACGUACCUGCCGGAGGACAACCCCGCCGACUUCAACUACUUCUUUGACACGUCCAGGCGGAGGACGUGUUACAUCGCUCCAGAGAGGUUCGUGGACGGCAGCAUGUUCACCACAGAGAGCGACCAGAACACGCCGCUGGUGGACCUGACCAAUAACAACCAGAGGAGCCGAGGGGAGCUCAAACAGGCCAUGGACAUCUUCUCUGCAGGCUGUGUGAUAGCUGAGCUCUUCACGGAGGGCGUCCCUCUCUUCGAUCUGUCCCAGCUGCUGGCGUAUCGUAAAGGACACUUCCAGACCGAGCAGGUCCUCCUGAAGAUCGAGGACCGAAGCAUCCGGGAGCUGGUGGCUCAGAUGGUGCAGAGGGAGCCGGAGAAGCGUCUGACAGCUGAGGAGUAUCUGAAGCAGCAGAGAGGGAAAGCCUUCCCCGACAUCUUCUACACCUUCCUGCAGCCGUACAUGGCUCAGUUCGCCAAAGAGACCUUCCAGUCCGCCGACGAGCGAGUGCUCGUCAUCCGCAAAGACCUCGACAACAUCCUGCACAACCUGCGAGGAGGCUCCUCUUCAUCGCCUUCGUCUCAGAACAGCAGUGAUGUGGUGCUGAGCUCCAGGGAGGAGCAGGGCCUCAUCGUGCUGGUGUCCGUCAUCACCUCCUGCCUGCAGACGCUGCACUCCUGCGACUCCAAGCUGGCAUCGCUGGAGCUCAUCCUGCACCUGGCCCCGCGGCUCAGCGUCGACAUCCUGCUCGACCGCAUCACGCCGUACCUGCUGCACUUCUGCAAUGACUCCGUGCCUCGAGUGCGCGCUCAGGCCGUGCGCACUCUGGCCAAAGUGCUGGCUCUGGUGAAGGAGGUGCCGAGGAACGACGUCAACAUCUACCCAGAGUACAUCCUGCCGGGCAUCGCACACCUCGCCCAGGACGACGCCACCAUCGUCAGGUUGGCGUACGCAGAGAACAUAGCUCACCUGGCAGAGAGCGCGCUGCGUUUCCUGGAGCUGGUUCAGGAAAACAACGUGAACACAGAGCAGGACCUGAGCGGCGAGGACACAGAGGAAACCCUCCACCCCAACGAGAACUACGACUCAGAGCUGCAGGCGCUGCACGAGAUGGUGCAGCAGAAGGUGGUGACGCUGCUCAGCGACUCGGAGAACAUCGUCAAGCAGUCGCUGAUGGAGAACGGCAUCACGCGCCUCUGCGUCUUCUUCGGCCGGCAGAAAGCCAACGACGUGCUGCUGUCCCACAUGAUCACCUUCCUCAAUGACAAGAACGACUGGCACCUGCGAGGAGCCUUCUUUGACAGCAUCGUCGGCGUAGCGGCGUACGUCGGCUGGCAGAGCUCCUCCAUCCUGAAGCCUCUUCUCCAGCAGGGCCUGAGCGACACCGAGGAGUUCGUCAUCUACAAAGCUCUCAACGCUCUCACCUGCAUGUGUCAGCUGGGUCUGCUGCAGAAACCUCACAUCUACGAGUUCGUCAGUGACAUCGCUCCGUUCCUGUGUCACCCCAACCUGUGGAUCCGUUACGGGGCGGUGGGCUUCAUCACCGUCAUCGCACAGCACCUGAACGUGGCUGACGUCUACUGCAAGCUGAUGCCUCACCUCAACCCCUUCAUCACCCAGCCCAUCAUCCAGAUCGACAAGGAGCUGGUGCUGCUCAGUGUGCUGAAGGAGCCGGUCAGUCGCUCCAUCUUCGACUACGCCCUGCGCUCCAAAGACAUCGCCAGCCUCUUCCGCCACCUGUUGCUUCGACAGAAGAAGCGCGUGGGAUCAAUCCCAGAAUGCCCCACUCCUGAAGACCCCGCCAUCGCACAGCUCCUCAAGAAACUGCUGUCACAGGGGAUGACCGAGGCGGAGGAGGAUAAGCUGCUGGCGCUCAAAGACUUCAUGUUGAAAUCCAACAAGGCCAAAGCCAACAUGGGCGAGCAGAGUCACCUGGGAGAGGCGGUCCAGACCGGCGUCAUCGACCUGGCCACGCUCGGCAUCACCGGCCGCCAGGUGGACCUGGUGAAACCCAAAGCUGAGGCCGAGGACAAGAGAGCGAGGAAGCACACGAAGCAGGACUCCACCAUGAACGAGGAGUGGAAGAGCAUGUUUGGAUCUCAGGAGCCGCCCUCGGCCCAGACCGCCACGGCUGCAGACGGGCCCACGACUCAGAUCAGGAAGAGCACCGUGCCGCCGAUGUUGCCCGUGCUGCAGUCGGUGGCGAGCGGCCCCGCCUACCAGCGCCGCAUCAACACCUGCAAGGCGGAGCUGCAGCAGCUGGUGCAGCAGAAGAGGGAGCAGUGCAGCGCCGAGCGCAUGGCCAAGCAGAUGAUGGAGAGCGCCGAGUGGGAGAGUCGACCUCCUCCGCCUGGGUGGCACCCUAAAGGGCUGCUGGUCGCCCACCUCCACGAACACAAGGCUGCUGUGAACCGCAUCCGAGUCUCAGACGAACACUCCAUCUUUGCUACGGCGUCUAAUGACGGCACCGUUAAAGUCUGGGACAGUCAGAAGAUGGAGGGAAAGACCACGACCACCAGGUCGGUGCUGACGUAUUCUCGUAUCGGCGGUCACGUGAAGACGCUGACCUUCUGUCAGGGCUCGCAUUACCUGGCGGUGGCCUCAGAUAACGGAUCCAUCCAGCUGCUGGCUGUCGAAGCAAACAAACCACCAAAAUCCCCCAAAGUUCAGCCGUUCCAGACCAGGUGUCUGGACCUGCAGGAGGACGGCUGUGCGGUCGACAUCCACCAUUUUAACUCGGGCGCCCAGUCGGUGUUGGCGUACGCCACCGUCAACGGCUCGCUGGUCGGCUGGGACCUUCGCUCCAACUCCAACGCCUGGACGCUCCGACACGACCUGCGGCUGGGACUCAUCACCUCCUUCACCGUCGACAUGCACCAGUGCUGGCUCUGCCUCGGUACGAGCAGCGGCACCAUGGCAUGCUGGGAUAUGAGGUUUCAGCUCCCCAUCUCAAACCACUCCCACCCCGCCCGAGCACGAAUCAGACGGCUGCUGAUGCAUCCGCUCUACCAAUCGUCUGUGAUCGCAGCUGUCCAGGGCAAUAAUGAAGUGUCUAUGUGGGACAUGGAGACCGGGGACCGUAAGUUCACCCUGUGGGCGAGUUCUGCUCCUCCUCUCUCUGAGAUGCAGCCGUCUCCUCACAGUGUUCAUGGGAUCUACUGCAGUCCUGCUGACGGGAACCCUCUGCUGCUGACGGCCGGUUCUGACAUGAGGAUCAGGUUCUGGGACUUGGCGUAUCCUGAGAGGUCGUACAUCGUGGCGGGAGGAGCCAACGACUCGCUGCACUGCCCGUCUGUCCUGUACAGCAGGAAGAUCAUCGAGGGGACGGAGGUCGUACAGGAGAUCCACAGUAAACAGAAGAGCGGCGUGGUGGAGGAUUCGCCUCGCCGCGGCCCAGAAUCCCUCCCUGUGGGUCACCAUGACAUCAUCACUGACAUCGCCACCUUUCAGACCACACAGGGCUUCAUCGUCACCUCGUCCAGAGACGGCAUCGUCAAAGUCUGGAAGUGAGGACGAGCGGCGGCAGUGACAUCACACACACACACACACACACGUUCAGGUCCUGAUGGUUUGACACAGGAAGUCAGCAGCCUGCUCUAUACACUCACUACAGUCACAUGACUUCCUGUUACCCAGCAGCCCCACAGGUGUCGUCAGAUCCUUAAAGGAACAGUUCAUCCAAAAAAAUGUAAAUCCAUCCUGAUCUCAGCCUUCAGCCUCCACCGUCUGGAGAAAAAACCUUUCCUCUGAUAAAUGUCGGCUCUCAGAUCUUCCACAGACUUUGAUGAAGAGUCCACACUGAGAACCAAACAGCAGCGCUGAGCGUGUACUGCUCGCUCCAGCUGGGUCGGCAGCUCAGCACAGUAUAUAUAAAUGAGCUGUUGUUGCUCUUUGUGUGUGUGUGAGAAACAAAACAAGGAAACUGACUUGGCCAGAUCCUUCAGAGGUGAAGUGUUCGCGAGGAUCCAGCUGUCUGUCAGGAGUUUUGUUUAGGUCGACAACAUUUAUCCUGCCAGUCGAUAAAAGACGUCAGAACAAACUUCAGACCUGCUCGGACUCUCGGGUCGAAUGUUCACAGUUUUGUUUCUGUGUAAUUUUCAGCCUCAAAGUUGUAGAAAUAUCUCAGACUGAUUUGUUGGAGCAGAUCAUCAGUUAGUUCACGUAAAGAUGUUGGCUGCAGUUUCAAACCAACAUCUCAUUUUAUCUUAUGUCCCAGAAAUCAAACUUCCUGAUGAUCAUGUGACGUCAGCUGUGUUCUGAUUGGCUGUCAGUGUUUCUGUAGUUCAUUAAAUCCCCCUGCAGGUCGUCAGUGUGGUGGACUGAUGCUGCUGACGUCUGACGGUUCUUUGCUAUAUUCUGUUCUCUGCUGUUCCGUUGAUAACUGGAUUUACAUUCUUUUGGGUGAACUUUUCCUUUAAUCUCCUUAUUGUGACAAGAAACCGGUUCUUUAUUGGACUUCUUCAGAACACGAUUUGCACGCAGUCUAUAUUUUCAUUAUCGCAAAAACUCACGUUUGUCCUUUUCUUUGGUUUCUCAAAGACCAAAGAAACCCUGAAAUAAAAAAUGUAACUCAGCUUCAUCACACGUGCUGAGUCAGCUGAUGACGUCAUCACGAGGACCGGAUCCUGGAGCUGAUUUAGAUUUUUUAAAAUUCUCAUGUUUUCAUCAUCCUGAAUGUUCGAACACAUUAAUACACAAAUACUGUUUUUCUUUCUUACUUGUACAUAAAUUAUUUUAAAUCUGAGUAAUAUAAAGUUUGAUUUGAAACUUGUACAAAAUAUCAAAUGUUCCAAUCUGCGGAUGUUUCCGUGUUCAAUAAAGUCUGUUUGAUCAGAAACAAA